ACAGAUAAACCACCAAUACUACUUCUUCACUUCAAUGGAAUUUUAAGAAAGAAAAAAAACUUGCUAAGCUAAUCAGAUAACCAUAUAACCCCUACUUUCAUUUCAUUAGAUUAGCAAAUUAAACUUAGUUUCAAAACAAAAAAAACAAGUAGAACAAUUAAACUUUUUGCAGAUUCGAGAAACAACGGUUGCACAUACACCAAUUAAGAACAGAAGAUGGAUGCUAGGCAAAACGAAGAACACAGGCGCCAACUGGAGCUGUCAUCAUCAUCAGUUGUAUCAGAACUCGAAGGCACGCUAUUGAAGGAUAUAGAUCCUUUCUCAUACUUCAUGCUACUAGCAUUUGAAGGGUCUGGUUUGAUUCGGUUCGCUCUAUUAUUACUUGUAUGGCCUGUGAUUCAACUGCUAAACUUGCUUGGGAUGAAUGAUGCUGGUCUCAAGUUAAGUAUAUUUAUGGCAACUGCGGGAGUUCGAGAGACGGAGAUUGAGUCAGUUGCUAGAGCAGUGUUACCUAAGUUUUAUAUGGAUGAUAUAGAUAUGAAUGCUUGGAGAAUUUUUAGUUCCUGUGAUACGAGAGUUUUAGUGACUAGAAGUCCUCGGAUUAUGGUGGAGCGAUUUGUGAAAGAACAUUUACGUGCUGAUGAAGUGAUUGGGAGUGAGCUUGUGAUCAAUAGAUUUGGAUAUUCAACUGGAUUCAUUCGAAAUGAUAUUGGCUCAGUUACUAAUCGUGUUCAGGCCUGGUUCAAGGGAGAACGUCCUGAUUUAGGGUUAGGACAAUGUCCUGCACAUGGUCUCUCCUUUCUAUCUUUGUGCAAGGAACAAAAGCAACCACCAUUUAUCAACAACCAAAACAAUGAUGAUCAUCAACUCAUCCGACCGCUACCAGUCAUUUUCCAUGAUGGUCGUCUUGUCAAACGCCCGACAACAUCAAUGGCGCUCCUAAUCAUCUUAUGGUUUCCAAUAGGAAUUAUACUGGCUGUAACACGUCUUGCCCUUGGAGCAAUACUACCAAUGUCUGUUAUCCCUUACACUAGCCACAUAUUCGGUGCUUCUGUCGUGGUUAAAGGUAAACCACCACCACCACCAUCAAAUUCCAACGACGGUGUUCUGUUCGUAUGUACCCACCGGACGUUAAUGGACCCUGUCAUCCUAUCUGUUGUUCUCCAGCGUAAAGUUCCUGCACUGACAUACUCCAUUUCCCGUCUAUCAGAAAUCUUAUCCCCAAUACCAACUAUCCGGUUAACUAGAGUUCGUCGUGUCGAUGCCGAAAAGAUAAAGAGUAUACUAACGAAAGGUGACCUUGUUGUGUGUCCUGAAGGAACCACAUGCCGAGAACCAUUUCUUUUGAGGUUUAGCGCACUUUUCGCUGAGUUAACGGACCGGAUUGUACCGGUUGCAAUGAACUACAGGGUUGGGUUCUUUCAUGCAACAACGGCUAGGGGUUGGAAAGGACUGGAUCCAAUUUUCUUCUUUAUGAACCCAAGGCCGGUUUAUGAGGUUACUUUCUUGAACCAGUUGCCAGCAGAGGCAACUUGCUCGGCCGGCAAGAAUCCUCACGAUGUUGCAAAUUAUGUGCAGAGGAUUUUGGCUGCAACACUAGGAUUUGAGUGUACAAAUUUCACCAGGAAGGAUAAGUAUAGAGUUCUUGCCGGGAACGAUGGGAUCGCAUCGUACACUUCGUGCCUUGGUUAUUUGAAAAAGCUAUUAAAAGCUUCUAAGUCGUUUAUUCAAUAGUGAAGCACACUUGUAUUGUUCAUGUUUUUCUUCAUUGGUUUUUCAUCAAUGGUGUUUAGUUUGUUUCUUAACCUUCUAAAAUAUGAUGCAUUUUUCUCAAGUGUAAUAUGUAGAUUUGCUGGUGUAAUUUUUUAGUAUAUGUUUUCUUCUCUUGAUAAUGUUAAUUGUAUCAUUUGUUUUAAAAAUAGUU
Messenger RNA from Papaver somniferum (opium poppy), 1924 nucleotides. RefSeq names its product glycerol-3-phosphate acyltransferase 5-like. Gene Ontology annotation, molecular function: phosphatase activity; glycerol-3-phosphate 2-O-acyltransferase activity. The record is from RefSeq and is a predicted model, not a curated record. Bases 217 to 1734 code for a protein of 505 amino acids. Gene Ontology annotation, biological process: cutin biosynthetic process. Gene Ontology annotation, cellular component: membrane. NCBI's taxonomy places the organism in Eukaryota, Viridiplantae, Streptophyta, Magnoliopsida, Ranunculales, Papaveraceae. The transcript is spliced from 2 exons.